Molecule: messenger RNA, 651 nt
Organism: Panicum hallii
Lineage: Eukaryota; Viridiplantae; Streptophyta; Magnoliopsida; Poales; Poaceae
Product: RING-H2 finger protein ATL39-like
Exons: 1
Coding region: 38-553 (171 amino acids)
Source: RefSeq, a predicted model, not a curated record
CUUGCAGCUCUUCUUCUGCACUCGCUGUUCCACCGCCAUGUGCGGCGGCAUCCCGAACAGCAGCGGCGAUGCGCCGGCGACUUCACCGCUACCCCGCGCGUUGUUCAUCUCGUUGGCCGCCUUGCUGUCCAUGUUCUUCGUCACCUUCGCCGGCGUUGCGGCGCUCGUUUUCCGCUGCUGCCGGAGGCGGGCCGGCGCCAGCUCCGAGCACACGCCGCGCGCCGGGGGCUCAUGCGAGCGAGAUUACCGGCCCUUCCCCGUCGAGAUGGUGCCGCCGGCGUUCGACUAUGCUCGCGGUCCCGAUGACGAUCACGGCAGCACGGCGGCGCGCGAGUGCGCGGUGUGCCUCGGCGCCGUGCAGGAAGGGGAGAUGGUGCGGCGGCUGCCGGAUUGCGGGCACGUGUACCACGUCGAGUGCAUUGACCGGUGGCUGGCGGCGCACCGGACGUGCCCGCUGUGCCGGUCGGAGCUUGAUCCGUGCAAGACGAACUCCGAUGCGCUGCCGCCGCAGCCUCCGCAGGAGGAUCAACCUGACCAUCAACUGCCUGUUUAGCUCAGAAAAAAAAGUGUUAGAUAGACACUGUAAUUUCUUAAACUACAUAUAGAUGUUUGUUUUUGUUCAAUAAGUCGAUAAUUGGUUGUUAUAUGACA